AUGGCUACGAGAUGUCGAUCAGGACGCUUCCGAGGCUUCCGAGCUGGAGCGCUUUUGGCAAUUGUCGCUCUGUCAAGCAGAACGCUUGCCGACUGCUUCUCGCGAAUAGCAAGUGCUCGUCCCGAGGGAUCUACUGAGACGGAUGCUGAUGAGGCCCUUGCACCUGCUGCAGCCGCCUGGCUUCGAGCAGCCCGCCGAACAGCCGAAGGCCGAAAGGACAGCGCAGCCUACUGGGAGGUCGCUUGGGAAACGACCGAGGCCUGGUGGCUUCGUCCAAUCGCCUUCACGGUAUCUGCCUUAGUGACCAUGGGAGCCAUCCUCCAGCAACAGCCCGGCCGGCUCUGGCGGAGCUUGCAGCCGAAGCCCGUGGACAAGAGCAGCGAAGCUCUGGAGCAAGCGCUGCAGCAGGCGCGCGCAGACAGCACCGAGGUGAAGGUACGCAAGACCCUGCGCGGCUUGCAGCGGAUGGAGCUGCCGUUCUUUGGAACAUCCUCAUCUUGGUCAAACGUCAUGGGUGGCGUGGUGGUGUCUGGAAACCCACGGGAAGGAGCCAUCGAGAACUGGCCGGUCUCCGAGGCAGUGCUGCGCCAGAGCGUGGAGAGCGAGCUGGGCUACCCGGUGCUGCUGCACCUGCUGCGCACAGAGGAGAAGGAGGGAGAAUUGUCCCGGCCCUAUGAGCUCCUGGUGCGGGACGCCGACGAAACACCGGGGGUCCUAGACAUGAUGAUGCCUCUCAUCUCCUUUGCCAUCGUCUGGUGGUGUAGCACCCAGCUUGACAGCAACUCUUCGUUGCAGCAGUUGGGAGCCGUGAUCCAGCCUGGAUCCUCACCACCCUGGGUGAUGGUACUGGUGUUGCUUCUGGUUGGAGAGCUGGCGCGCACUGUCGUCGCAAGCCAGAACGGCACCAGCGUAGGCCCAAGGACUUUCCUCCCCUCCCCACAGUUUGGCCUCAUCGGGGUGUUUGCACAAGCGACAACCGCCAGUCCCAAUCGCUCCGCCGCAUUGGCCACCUCCCUCGCUGCGCCUGUGGCAGUUGCCGUGGCGUCUCUGCUGCUAGCUCUCGGGGCAGAUCUCACCUCCGACAUGGUUGACCUGAAGACCAGCAGCCUGGUGGGAUGUGGUCCGCUGGCCUUCCUUCCCGAGGAGACCAGUGCGGCAAGGUUUGCAGCAAUGCAGGGCCUGCUCAUGUCUGCCCUCGCGCUCUUGCCGCAGAGUCCAGACGGCCGUACCGCCUGGUCCGUGCUGGUGGGUCGAGCGAAAGCGAAGCAGCUGGCGGACACUGCCAGCUAUGUCUACCCCCUCCUGGGCGUCCUCUCGAUGUGGUGCUUUGGGAGUGGCUUCUUGUCGCUGCCCUUCACGUGGGCCCUGCUGCUGACGAAUAUCAGCCCCGGGAUGUCCCCGCCGCCCUUCGAGGAGGCAUCGGAGCCCCCCGAGCCCGAGAGCCGUGUCGCGUUGGCACUGCUGGUGCUCGCUGCUGUGGCCGCAGCACCGCUGCCAUGGGCGCAGCUGAUGGGGGCUUGA
This is a messenger RNA of Symbiodinium natans, 1521 nucleotides long. The record is from the annotation of a GenBank genome assembly. Lineage: Eukaryota; Dinophyceae; Suessiales; Symbiodiniaceae.